CAGAAAAUUGGUAAGUCAUCGUCUUGUCAAAAAAGGGGGCUCCAUCAAAAUUCGCUCCAAUGAAAUUAUGAUAUAUAGCAGCAUUUUUGCAAAAUUUAGAAAUGAUUUGGGCAAUAGGUUACAGUUAAUAAGACGAAAUAUUCACAAAAAUCAUUAUGAAACAUUAAAUCUAAGAAGAGACUGUUCACAGAAAGAUAUUCGAGAUGCCUACAUCAAAUUAUCUAAGCAGUAUCAUCCAGAUAAAACUAAGAAUAUAUUGGAUAACCAAAAAUUCUCUGAAAUCUCUGAGGCUUACAAUACAUUAAGUAAGACACAAUCAAGAAGCAAUUAUGAUUUGGGUUUAGCAACAAAUGACAAUGUUCAUCACAAUACCAAAUAUAGAUAUAGAUCAAAAAGAAGCCCCUUUCAUGACCCAAGUCUUUGGAGAAACAGGAACAGAAGCUAUGAUAGGUUUUAUGAGAGUCAACCAUAUUAUGGGAUUCAAGGAGUUCAGAAAGUUUCUAAUGCUGCUAUAGUCAUUUUGUGUGUAAUCCUAACAUUGACUGGUUUUGGUUUGCAAAUUAUAGCAAUUAGGAAUUCCAUUACCCUUGAUAGGGAAAGAAUGAACGAAAGAUCUUUUCUAGCUGCCCAUGAUCUAUCUAAAAGUAGAGAGGAAGCUGAAAAGAAUGGCAAUAAGAUUCAGUUGCAGAGGUUAAAAGAUAAAUUGAAGAUCAGUGAAUUUGAUGAAAAAUCAAUCAGCAAAGGAGAAUAAAUAGAAAUUGUAUAAACAAAAAAUACUAAAUAAA
This is a messenger RNA of Nicrophorus vespilloides, 785 nucleotides long. Its product is annotated as dnaJ-like protein 60. The coding region runs from base 68 to 751 and encodes 227 amino acids. The transcript has 5 exons. Lineage: Eukaryota; Metazoa; Arthropoda; Insecta; Coleoptera; Silphidae. The record is from RefSeq and is a predicted model, not a curated record.